AGAGCUUAUAAAAGGAGCCCCCUCCUACCCAUCCAGAGCACGGAGCUCCAGCACCAACCCACACACAAGCACCAACAAGCCACCAGCAACCUCAGACAGAGGCCGGAAACUCAGCCGCAAAGCAAGGAAAGAAGUCUUCGGUUCUUAAUUCCAUUCCAAAUUUCCAACAGCAAAUGGAGAAGGUAGGACAUGAGCAUGUGAUCGGCAUCCCGGUCAGCAGCACUGCUAUCGGCAUCGAGGAGCCGGAGUUCACGAGCGAUGCCAAGUAUUCGACGAGCGCCCGUGCCGGAGGCAAAUCGGGCAAGUUUGCGAGGGGCAUCAAAGAACAUGUGACUCUCGGCCCAAAGUUGUACGAGACCGUGAGGGGCAAGCUGUCGCUGGGCGCAAGGAUCAUCCAGGCCGGCGGCGUGGAGAAAGUCUUCCGGCGGUGGUUCGCCGUGGAGAAGGGCGAGAAGCUCCUCAAGGCCUCGCAGUGCUACCUGUCCACCACCGCCGGACCGAUCGCCGGAGUGCUCUUCGUAUCGUCGGAGAGGGUGGCCUUCCGCAGCGACCGGUCGCUGGAGCUGACCUCGCCCAAGGGCGACACGGUGCGUGUGCCGUACAAGGUGGCCGUCCCGCUGAGGAGGGUGAAGGCGGCCAGGCCGAGCGAGAACCAGCACCGGCCGGAGCAGAAGUACGUCCAGCUGGUGACCGACGACGGCUUCGAGUUCUGGUUCAUGGGCUUCGUCAGCUACCAGGCGUCCCUGCAGCACCUCGAGCAGGCCAUCGCGGAGUCGCACGUCGUCUGAUCCGACUGAUUGAUCAAAUCGCACGUAUGCGCGCUGUGUGUUCUCGUCUGGGUUUGCCGUUGUACGUGUCGUGUGUGCUGGUCCGGUUGACCUGGUGUGUAGCGCAUAGGUAAGUAGGGUUUCAUGGUGGAUUGCUUGUCGUUUUUGGCAUUGGAGCAACUCCGGUAAUACUUACAAUGGUAGGAGAAAUUUAAUUUAGGGCGUGAAGAAUUCUUCAUGUUGAAGUAAUACUGUAUGCAUGGUACAGUCGCCACGGCAAAAGUGCCAUCAUAAUAACGUGUGGUAUGCACUACCAGUUCAGUGAGAAAAAACACGAAUUGUUUGUUCUACAUC
This is a messenger RNA of Hordeum vulgare subsp. vulgare (domesticated barley), 1121 nucleotides long. Its product is annotated as putative GEM-like protein 8. Bases 174 to 788 code for a protein of 204 amino acids. The transcript is spliced from 2 exons. Lineage: Eukaryota; Viridiplantae; Streptophyta; Magnoliopsida; Poales; Poaceae. The record is from RefSeq and is a predicted model, not a curated record.